ACGCGGGGUCAUGCGAUACUUACCAACGUGGAUCCAUAAAUUAAUGGUGGGCUCGACAUCUACACACGAGUCCUGAUUGGUCGCCGCGUCCGACCGAGAUAAACAUGGACCAGGGUAUAUAUAUAUAUAUUGUGGCAAGAUGUAAGUCAUCUAAGAGAAACUUCAGGAACACUUUUACGCACGACAUUUUACGCACGCAUAAAGAUGAGGACGCAGAUCAAGAAGGCUCCACAGAUUCUGGAGCUGCUGAAGAAGAAGCCUGUUGGGCUUCAGCAGUGUAAGACCACAACAUCUGUAUGUGUGCUGGACUCGAAGGAUGCUGUGCCGAGCGCGCCCUGCCCUCACAGCCUCCAGUCCAUUCCUGGACCAACUAACUGGCCGGUGUUCGGCAGCCUCAUCGAGCUCUUGCGGAGAGGAGGUUUAAGGAGACAACACGAGGCGCUGAUCGAUUACCAUAAGAAGUUCGGAAAGAUCUUCCGGAUGAAACUCGGAUCGUUUGAGUCGGUUCACAUCGGCUCUCCGUGUUUAUUAGAGGCGCUUUACCGCAAAGAGAGCAGCUAUCCUCAGAGACUGGAGAUCAAACCCUGGAAAGCUUACAGAGAUAUGAGAGACGAGGCGUAUGGGCUGCUGAUAUUGGAAGGGAAAGACUGGCAGCGCGUGCGCAGCGCAUUUCAACAGAAGUUAAUGAAGCCAAGUGAAGUCAUGAAGCUGGACGGCAAGAUCAAUGAAGUUUCGGCAGAUUUGAUAAAGAGGAUUGGAAACGCUCAUGUCAACGGACAGAUCAAUGAUUUGUAUUGUGAACUCAACAAGUGGUCUUUUGAAACUAUUUGCUAUGUGCUCUAUGACAAACGCUUUGGUCUCCUGCAAGAAAGCAUCAGCGAGGAAGCCAUGAAUUUUAUCGCGGCAAUAAAGACGAUGAUGAGCACCUUUGGAACCAUGAUGGUGACGCCUGUGGAGCUCCACAAAAGCCUGAACACGAAAACAUGGCAGGACCACACGGCGGCCUGGGACUGUAUUUUUAGCACAGCAAAACUUUACAUUGACAAGAAGUUGAAUGGACAGUCAGAUGGAAAAGGCGAAGAUUUCCUCUGUGACAUCUACCAUCAGAAUCACCUCACAAAGAAAGAGCUGGUUGCUGCCACAACAGAGCUCCAGGUCGGAGGAGUGGAGACGACAGCCAAUAGCAUGUUGUGGGCUAUUUUCAACCUCUCGCGCAAUCCCUGCGAACAAGGAAAACUUCUGAAGGAGAUCCGAGACGUGGUUCCCGCCGGAGAGACGCCGUGUGCUGAACACAUCAAGAAUAUGCCUUACCUCAAAGCCUGUCUGAAGGAGUCUAUGAGACUUACACCCUCCAUCCCCUUCACCAGCCGAACUUUAGACAAAGACACCGUGCUGGGCGAUUAUACUUUACCCAAGGGCACGGUUCUGAUGAUCAACAGUCAGGCCUUGGGUUCCAACGAGGAAUAUUUUGACAAUGGAAAGCAGUUCAGACCCGAACGCUGGCUUCAGGAGAAGAACUCCAUCAACCCGUUCACUCACGUGCCCUUCGGCAUCGGAAAGAGAAUGUGCAUCGGCCGGCGUCUUGCCGAACUGCAGAUACAGUUGGGUUUGUGUUGGAUUCUGCGUGACUAUGAGAUUGUGGCCACAGAUCAAGAGCCAGUUGAAGCGUUGCAUUCUGGGACACUGGUUCCCAGUCGAGAACUUCCAGUUGCUUUUAUUCCCCGAUGAGAUUACCGAUAUUACCUCAACGGAUGACGGAUCUACACCGCCUUUAUGCUGCAGUCCAAUAGAAUGUAUCAGACCUUUUACAUAUACCUCAUACCAUAAAAUAUAUAGUUUUUACCAUAGUAAAAAUAUUUUAAUGUAGUUAAUAUGAUUCUUAUAUUUAUUAGCGUUUAAGUAAAAUAUUUAAAGUUGUAUUUUAAAAAUCGCUGCUAAACUUUAAAUUAUCGUUCCAUGUACAGUCUGUAACAUUUUGUAUAACUUUUUUUUAAUAGAAAACAUUCAGUAGAAAUGUUGUACAUAAACAAUUUUAUUUAAAUGAGCGGGAGAAAAAAGUGUUUAUUGUAUUGUUUGAGAAGUAAAGUUUGUUUAUAAAAGAGUCUGAGGAUUAAACCUCAAACCACAGUUUGGUUUCUGAAUAAAACAUGUUCUGAUA
Triplophysa dalaica is the source of this 2158-nucleotide messenger RNA. RefSeq names its product 1,25-dihydroxyvitamin D(3) 24-hydroxylase, mitochondrial (gene cyp24a1). The record is from RefSeq and is a predicted model, not a curated record. Gene Ontology annotation, molecular function: oxidoreductase activity, acting on paired donors, with incorporation or reduction of molecular oxygen; monooxygenase activity; heme binding. Gene Ontology annotation, biological process: C21-steroid hormone biosynthetic process; cortisol metabolic process; cellular response to peptide hormone stimulus. The coding region runs from base 205 to 1728 and encodes 507 amino acids. The transcript is spliced from 12 exons. Gene Ontology annotation, cellular component: mitochondrial inner membrane. NCBI's taxonomy places the organism in Eukaryota, Metazoa, Chordata, Actinopteri, Cypriniformes, Nemacheilidae.